Westerdykella ornata is the source of this 3702-nucleotide messenger RNA. RefSeq lists its product as uncharacterized. NCBI's taxonomy places the organism in Eukaryota, Fungi, Ascomycota, Dothideomycetes, Pleosporales, Sporormiaceae. Gene Ontology annotation, molecular function: ATP-dependent chromatin remodeler activity; ATP binding. The record is from RefSeq and is a predicted model, not a curated record. The transcript has 2 exons. The coding region runs from base 277 to 3531 and encodes 1084 amino acids.
CGCGCUUGCGGUGGUCUGUGCGGCGACGGGUGACGACGUCGCGCUGGAGGCGAAAACUGCAGUAAGUUCAGCGUCGAAGAAGAUGUAAAGAGGUGAUGUUUCCAGAAAGAUUUCCACGACCUGUGAUUCGGCGGUGAAGCCGUGACGGUCUAAAGCGGCUGUCAUCUCUCUUCACAAUCGUUGAGGAACUUGAGGGAUGCGCCCAGGUCCAACUACCACUACCUUCUGAGCCUAUAACACAUUUUAUCUCACUACCAACGUUGCAUACAAGCGGAAAUGUCUCGCUCCACGGGAAGGACCCUAGAAUCGCGCAAAGCCUACCGCAUCUUCGGCGAGGACGAAGAAAGCAGUGGCGGCGACAGCGAUCUCGACAUCCUCAAGACGGAGCGCAAGAAGCUGGACCUCUCGCAAUCUAUUCAGCUCGUGACGUCCCAGCAAGCAUCCCACACCAGCAACCCUUCCAUCUCGCUACCCAACGACGACACCGACUCCGAUCCCUCUCCCAGGCAAACCUCGUUCUCCAAGCCCAACUCACGAAAGCGCAAACCUCCUCCCGCCGACCCAGCAGACGAUACCACGGCAAGCGCCAGCUCAGACAAGGAGACAGACUUCGAAUGGCCCUCCGACGACCCCACUGUCGAGUACCUCGCCUUCAAAGCCCGGCGCACCCAGAGACGCAAGGCCGCCGCUGCGGAAACGAACCGGAUCCGCAAGGCGAAGAAAUCCCGUGUUGCUGCCUCGAGGGCUAUCAUCGGGAGGAAGAAGAUCCCACCAGCCGCCCAGAAAGGAUCAACGAGACGAGAUAUCACGGGAUAUAGUGCAGGUUCGGAUGUCGAGAAUGGGAAUGCUGAGGGGGAGAGCAAAGAGGAGGUUACGUAUUUGGAUGAACCGACGCCGGAGUAUAUAGAAAAGAGACGGAAGGACUUGAAGAGAUUGCAUGAUGCUGGGUUGAGGUAUCCGCCCUAUUACGAUGACAUAGAAUUUUCUGACGAUGAGGAUGAGAAUGAGGAGGAGAAGCCGGUCUUACAUCCAGACAUCAAGACACAGCGCCCAAAGAAAGAUAUUCUCCUCCGAGAGUCUCAUGGUAUUAUACCCGCGCCGAUUGCGCAGUGGUUGCGUGAUUACCAGGUCGAUGGCGUGGAGUGGCUUCAUGAGAAGUGUGUGAAUCAGCGCGGAGCGAUACUAGGGGAUGAUAUGGGAUUGGGAAAGACGAUCCAAGUGAUCGCAUUCCUGACGGCAGCCUUUGGCAAGUCGGCCACCAAAAGAGACGUGAAGCGUAUGCGGAAGAUUCGACGAGCGGGAGACGACCGGUGGUAUCCCAGAGUGCUGAUUGUGUGUCCCGGAACACUGAUGCAGAAUUGGGAAGACGAGCUGCAGAAAUGGGGAUGGUGGUAUGCAGACAAGUUCCACGGUCAUCCGAAGGAUAAACAGGGUGUACUCAAUGCCAUUCGAGGCGGUCGAUCCGAAAUCAUGAUAACCACCUACUCCACCUACCGCAACUCGGAGAGCGAAAUCAACACCAUAGACUGGGACUGCGUCAUUGCAGAUGAAUGCCACCAGAUCAAAUCGCGCAACGCCGAAAUCACAAAAGCCAUGAAUAGAGUCAAUGCCCUCUGCCGCAUCGGCCUCACCGGCACAGCCAUCCAAAACAAGUACGAGGAGCUCUGGACGCUCCUCAACUGGGCGCAACCGGGGCACUACGGGUCCGCGCAAGAAUGGAAACAAACUAUUAGUCUCCCUCUCAAGAUCGGUCAGGCCCACGAUGCCACGCACGCCCAGCUCGCCAACGCGCGCUCCAAAGCCAACGAGCUCGUCAAAGAGAUCCUGCCGCCCGUCUUCCUCCGCAGAAUGAAGACUCUCAUCGCGCACCAACUGCCCAAGAAAUCCGACCGCGUCGUCUUCUGCAAACUCACCCCGACACAGUCAAAAGCGUACAAGGCGUUCAUCGACUCUCCCCGCUGCGAAUACAUCCGCCGCUCCAGGGAACCCUGUGACUGCGGCAGCGGCAAGGGGCGCGGAUGGUGCCACUAUCAAGAGCUCACCGCCGAAGAUGGCGGCGGCAAAUGGCUCAUGUGGAUGUUCCCUGCCAUGGUCACUCUAUCCAAGUUGGCGAACCACAUCGCCCUCCUACUCCCACAGACGACCGACUCGCCCGAGAAACAAGCCAAAGACCUGGAUAACCUGCAACUCGCCUGCCCCGACAAGUGGAAAGAGCUGUACCGCAUGAAAGACAGCAUCUUCAAUCUCUCCCAGCGAGAGUACUGCGGCAAGUGGUCCGUCCUCAAACGCCUCCUCAACUUUUGGCACCAGAACGGCGACAAGGUGCUCGUCUUCUCCCACUCUGUGCGUCUGCUCCGCCUCCUCAAAGCCCUCUUCGACGUCGACGGAAUGAAGUACAACUGGAGCUACCUGGACGGCAGCAUGAGUCUCGAGGACCGAGCCAAGGCGGUCGCGGACUUCAACAGCGAUGCAAACCAAUUCGUCUUCCUGAUUAGCACCAAAGCGGGAGGAGUGGGCCUGAACAUCACAUCCGCCAACAAAGUCGUCGUCAUGGACCCCAACUGGAAUCCGUCGUACGACCUCCAGGCGCAGGACCGCGCGUAUCGAAUCGGGCAGACGAGAGAUGUCGAGGUCUUUCGGCUGGUGAGUUCCGGCACGAUUGAGGAGAUUGUGUAUGCGAGGCAGAUAUAUAAGCAGCAGCAGGCGAAUAUUGGGUAUACGGCUAGCGAUGAGAGACGCUAUUUCAAGGGCGUGAUGGAUAGCAGUGAGAAGAAGGGCGAGCUGUUCGGCUUGGAGAACCUGUUCGAUUACAAGGAGCAGGGUUACAUGCUGAGAGAAAUUGUGCGCAAGACGAACGUGGCCGAGACGAAGGCGGCGGGGGUGAGUGCCCUGGAUUUCCAGCCCGACGAAGAGGACGAAGAGGACGAAGAGGCGGAUUUGCUGUCGAAUCAGAGUUUGGGCAUCAUUGAUGAGGAUGGGGGGAGUAGUGGUGGGGGCAGUAGGCAGUUGAGGAGGAUUGCGGAGCGCAUGGUGGGUGGCAUGGACAAGGAGAAGCCGAAGCCAAAUCCGAUUAAUGCGAUUCUGGCCAAGGCGGGAGUGCAAUAUACGCAUGAGAAUUCAGAGGUCAUUGGGCGCAGCAAGAUGGAGGCGAAGCUCAGCAGGAUGGCGCUCGAGGUGCAGAAUGAUCUGGAGCUGGGGCCGAGACGCGUCUUCCAGAUGUCUCAGAGUCAAAGCCAGAGCCAAGGGCUGGAAUUGGAGUAUAGUGAGGAUGAGAGAGAUGCAAGGGACGAUGUUCGCCUCGUAGGAGAGGGGAGACCAGGGGAAGAGUUCAAAAUCAACUACAAGUACCGACCGAAUGAAGGGAUUCGGAGCAGACAGUUCUGCUCCAUGGCGAAGAUGAUGGGGUACGAGGAUCCGGUUGAGUUUGCGCUUGUCGUCGAGGAUAUGACGCAAGAGGAGCGGAUAUCGACUCUCGAGAAAUUCUAUCGGAUGAGGCGGAGAGAGAUUGCGGAGGAGUUCAAAGGAUCGUAGAGUGUGUAGCCUUUUCGGUGCCAUAUAGAUACCCCCUGCGGCAGCUUUCAUGAACUCAGACCUUGUCAUUGGCAUCAUCAAGCUCGGAGCUAUACACUCUGUCAGUAUGCAUAUAGAUAGCACAGCAUCGCCGUCCUCAUAAGUCCCAAGACAUUGAACGACCAGUCAAAU